Molecule: messenger RNA, 1269 nt
Organism: Exaiptasia diaphana
Lineage: Eukaryota; Metazoa; Cnidaria; Anthozoa; Actiniaria; Aiptasiidae
Product: A-kinase anchor protein 9
Exons: 1
Coding region: 94-951 (285 amino acids)
Source: RefSeq, a predicted model, not a curated record
UGUCGCACUUCGAGUUGAGGUCGAGGUUAGACAGGAUUUUUUUCAACUGACUCACUUCAAACCCGACAGCGAAAAAUACACAGCAGUUUCACAAUGGGGCUAAUGAGUAAAAGCUUUUUUAGACGACGAAGACAAAAAAGCAAAAAGAAACUCAGUGAUUCUUUAGCUUCUUUGGACAGUCUUCAAACACAGGUAGACGAAACUUUGCGCUACGAAGAUCAACUACAUUUACAACGCGACGAAACUUUACAACGACUGCAAAAUGCGUCGCAAGCAAAAAAGGACCUUGUUGAAAGAAUCAGAGAGAAGUCAGAGAAACUUGCCAGGCUCAAUGACAAAAUCAAUCAGACAAAUGUUGCGUUGACAAAGARUAGAGAAAGAAAUUCUCAAAAUGAAGAAAUAUGCCACCAACUUGAAUUAUUUCACAAGGAACUACCGACCAGAAUGUGGACACUUCAAGUCCAACUAAGUCGAGCAUUUCGCGCCAUAGAACAAGCAAAAAGGAAUAUUUCCACUGCUUUUUCUAAACACCGUCGCUGUCGCGAGGAACUUGAAAACAAGAGAGAAGAAAUCUUACGGAAACAAAUUCAGAUAAAGUCUACAAAGGAAAAGAUUGCUGGAAUGAAAACAAAACUUCAAAACGCUUACGACUGCAAAAAAGUUAAGGAAUUUGAACAGAAGUCUUUGGAGUCCAUGAUUGUUUAUGUGAUGAACAUGAACCUUCGCGCUGUAAACAGUCGUUCAAAAAUGAUAGAACGUCGUGGACAGCACUUGGAAAGAAUGCUUCAAAACAUGAACAGCGAACUUCGACAAUACAAGUCUUGUCUAGAUGAUCUUAGAAUUACUUCACACAGGAAAAUAUCAGACGAGAAAACAUUGAAGAGAUGUAAAUCCUUCCCGCAGAGAAUCAACAAAUGCCUGGAAAUAUCUGUUGUAUUGGGUGACUUGUAACACCGCAAAGAUUAUACAACAAUGUGUCUUUUAAAGAUACCUCUAAUAGUUUUCAAAUGAACAAGACUGUAAAAAAGGAAAAGAGAAACAGCUUUAAUGCUUUAUCUUAAAAACUGACCCUCUUUUGACGUUUAGAAAUCCAACCUUGCUUGUAAACAAAAUGUCAUGGUGCGCGUUUCACUGUUAGCCGAUUGUUUCAUCGCGUGAUUAUUUCUCUAGCGUAACAAUUUUGUUUUUAAUACGCGAUCUUUUCGCUGUAAAAUAUUCAUUAUUUGGCAAGCGUGACUAAGGUGCAUAUAUUAAAGAUUUGAAACAGUA